Molecule: messenger RNA, 1212 nt
Organism: Miscanthus lutarioriparius
Lineage: Eukaryota; Viridiplantae; Streptophyta; Magnoliopsida; Poales; Poaceae
Source: the annotation of a GenBank genome assembly
AUGGGGUUCUCGGUGUUGCUUGCUGCUUACACAGUGACACUGCUGCUGGCGUUCACCAUUGCCACCCUGCACAGAUCUAUACAGAGCAAGCGUACUUCCGCGACAGCUCUCAACAAACCGGCUCCUCCUCCUGGCCCCGCCGGCUACCCUCUCCUCGGCAGCCUCCUCUACGUCAUCGGGCCCCUCCGACACAACCCGCACCGGAGCCUCGUCGCCCUCGCGAAAGCCCACGGCCCCAUCGUGUACCUCCGGCUCGGCCUGACCCGCGCCAUGGCCGUGGUCUCGUCCGCCGCCGUCGCCCACGAGGCCCUGGUGAAGAACGACGCGGCGCUCGCGGCCCGGCUCGUCCCCGACAACGUGCGCGCGCUGUCGUACGGCGCCACGUCCAUGGUCUUCCUCCCGAGCUCCGACCAGCUGUGGCGGCAGCUCCGCGUCCUGAUCGGCGCCGGCUUCUCCUCCAGCCAAAUCCGCCCUGUCCUGGAACGCCGUGCCGGCCAGCUCGCCGAGCACGUGAGGGCGUGCGCUGGCUCCGGCAGGCCAGUGAACAUCCGGGAGGCCGUGAACGGCACGGUGCUCAACGUCGUGUCGAACGUUCUCUUCUCCGAGGACGUGGUGGACCUGCGCGAGCAGCAGAAGGCACAGACGUUCAAGAGCCUCGUCGUGCCCGUGCUUGAGGAGUGGUCCAAGCCCAGCGUCUCCGACGCCUUCCCUUUCCUGGCGCCGCUGGAACACCUCCUCGGCUCGCGCCGCCGCAUCUCCACGCACCUGGCCAAGCUGUUCAGGUUCUUUGAUGAGGUGAUCAUUGAGAAACGAUUAGCUUGUUGCGAGAAGCACAAUGACAUCUUGGAUGUCCUCCUCUCCCGGAUGGCCAUGGCCAAGCUCACGCGCCAACAGAUCACUACAUUUAUAACAGAUAUGUUCAUCGCGGCGAGUGACACGAGCACGGUAACCGUGCAAUGGGCGAUGGCGGAGCUGCUUCGCCACCCGGAGAAGAUGAAGAAGGUGAACGCCGAGCUCGCUGAGAAACUAGGGUCUAAAGAUUUCGUCACGGAGAGCGACCUCAGCGAGCUGCCGUACCUCCAUGCCGUGGUGAAGGAGACACUUCGCCUACACCCAGCAGUACCUCUGAUACCGCGUGAGGUUGUCGCGGAUGACAUGUCUCUAGGUGGAUUCCAUGUGCCGAAAGGGACGGGCGUCAUUGUUAACCUGUGA